Molecule: messenger RNA, 4227 nt
Organism: Notolabrus celidotus (New Zealand spotty)
Lineage: Eukaryota; Metazoa; Chordata; Actinopteri; Labriformes; Labridae
Product: dynactin subunit 1-like
Exons: 32
Coding region: 200-4027 (1275 amino acids)
Biological process (GO): establishment of mitotic spindle orientation; nuclear migration
Cellular component (GO): microtubule associated complex; axon; kinetochore
Source: RefSeq, a predicted model, not a curated record
CGCAUUUAAACUGAAGAAGAAGAAGAAGCGCAGGAAGGGUAAACAGUGGGCCGGGAUAGACUCAACGCAUCAGAAAGCAAGAAGGACUACGGGAUUACAUUUUCAUUUUGCAUGAUCACACCAAGGAGCUACUUUUAAUAACAUUCCCCGUGUGUGCCAGGUGAGCCAAUACCAGCUGACAAGCCCACUGAUCAGCAAAAUGAGCAGCACAGGAACAGUGGAGAGUGGAAGACCUCCUAAGAUUGGAUCUGUAGUGGAGGUGAUAGGGAAGGGUCAGCGUGGUACUGUGGCCUAUAUUGGUGCCACCCUCUUUGCCUCGGGGAAAUGGGUCGGUGUCAUAUUGAAUGAGUCCACAGGCAAGAACAAUGGCACUGUUCAAGGGAAACGCUACUUUACCUGUGAGGACAACCACGGGAUAUUUGUCAGACAGUCUCAGCUCCAGGUGGUGGACGAUGGCUCCAGUGCCACCUCCCCUGAGACUCCUGAUUCAGGAACUGCAAAAGUACCAAGACAAAGAGAGAGCCCAGAGACUCCAAAAACAACCAAGCAGAUACCUGUGAAUGUUAAAAAGUCCUCUUCCCGCUACUCAGCCAAGUGGAAUACUCCAGGUCGACUCAUGCCUGCCACCUCCCUCCCUUCCCUCUUGAUACGUCCAUCUGGACGCCCCAGCCUGUCACCCAUGGCAUCUCGUGAGAGCCUGUCGUCCUCUGUGCUGGGUGAUGUCAGUGAAGCUGGACUGUCAUCCCACCAAGGUCCACUGGGAGCUCCUGUUAUGCCUCAGCCCAGUGUGUCGCCCUCAGCAGCAUCUCAGGGUCCUUCAACUCCGAGCAAGGUGGAACCUGUCGUUACCAAGCAGGAGGAGGAUUCAAUGCGAGCCCAGGUCAAGGACCUGGAGGAGAAGCUGGAAACACUGAAGAUGAAGAGGACAGAGGACAAGGCCAAACUGAAGGAGCUGGAGAAACACAAAAUCCAACUGGAGCAGCUUCAGGAGUGGAAGAACAAAAUGCAGGAGCAACAGACUGAUUUACAGAAACAACUCAAAGAGGCUAAGAAGGAAGCCCGUGAGGCACACGAGGCUAAGGAUCGUUACAUGGAAGAGAUGUCCGACACAGCAGACGCCAUUGAGAUGGCUACACUGGACAAAGAGAUGGCAGAAGAGCGUGCAGAGUCACUGCAGGUGGAGGUGGACACAUUGAAGGAGAAAGUUGAGGAGCUUUCCAUGGACCUGGAGAUCCUUAGACACGAGAUUUCAGAAAAAGGCUCAGAUGGAGCUGCCUCAAGUUACCACGUCAAACAGCUCGAGGAGCAGAAUUCUCGACUCAAAGAGGCCUUGGUUCGGAUGCGUGACCUGUCUUCUUCAGAGAAGCAGGAACACGUCAAGCUGCAGAAGCAGUCGGAGAAGAAAAACUCUGAGCUGGAGAUUCUGAGGACUCAAAAGGAAAAACUGCAGGAAGAGGUCAAGCAGGCGGAGUCCACUAUCGAUGAGCUGAAGGAACAGGUGGAUGCUGCCCUGGGGUCAGAGGAGAUGGUUGAAACCCUGACUGAGAGGAACCUUGACCUGGAGGAGAAAGUCAGAGAGCUGAGAGAAACCGUCACUGAUCUGGAGGCCAUAAACGAGAUGAAUGAUGAACUCCAGGAGAACGCCCGAGAAACAGAAAUGGAAAUCAGGGAGCAGUUGGACCUGAGUUCAGCAAAGGUCAGAGAGGCUGACAAAAGAGUGGAGGCUGCGCAGGAGACUGUUGCUGAUUACCAGCAGACCAUAAACAAAUACAGGGAUCUCACCACCAGGCUCCAGGACGCCAACAGAGAGCUGAUCAGCCAGCAGAAUACAAACGCUGAACAAGUUCAACAACCUCCUGCUGAGCUGUUUGAUUUCAAGAUCAAGUUUGCAGAGACCAAGGCCCAUGCCAAGGCCAUUGAGAUGGAGCUGAGGAAAAUGGAAGUUGCUCAGUCCAACAGACAGGUGUCUCUACUCACCUCUUUCAUGCCGGACUCCUUCCUCCGUCAUGGUGGAGAUCACGACUGCAUUCUGGUCCUUCUGCUCAUUCCCAGGCUCAUCUGUAAGGCUGAUCUUAUCAGUAAACAAGCCCAGGAAAAGUUCGACCUGAAUGGGAACAUGGCUCAAGGGUCUGGACUUAGGGGGCCUCCUGGAGAACAGCGCAGUUUUGCCUCAGGACUGGUGUACUCGCUGAGCUUGCUGCAAGCCACUCUCCACAAAUAUGAACAGGCUAUGACUAACUGCAGUGUGGAGGUUUUCAAACGUAUGGGUACGCUCUACACCGAAAUGAGCUUCCAUGAGCGCUCGCUGGAUUAUUUCAUUGACCUGCUGCAUAAAGAUCAGCUUGAUGAGACCGUGCAGGUUGAACCUCUGACAAAGGCAAUCAAGUACUAUCAGCAACUGUAUGGGGUCCAUCUGGCAGAUCACCCUGAAGACUGCACCGUGCAGCUGGCUGACCACAUAAGAUUUACCCAGAGCGCCCUGGACUGCAUGGGAGUGGAGGCAGCUCGUCUGCGAUCGUUCCUGACAGCAGGUCAGGAGAGCUCUGGCUUCAGUGUUCUUCUGAAAGACCUGGACACGUCCUGCUCUGACGUUAAACAGUUCUGCAAAAAGAUCCGCCGUCGCAUGCCUGGGACAGAUGUAGUGGGAGUACCCGCAGCAUUAAACUUUGGACCACAGGUGUCGGAGGCUCUGACAGAGUGCAGGCGCCAGCAGACCCGAGUGGUGGCUGUGCUGCAGGAGGUGGCAGCAGCAGGAGCUCAGAUGAUUGCUCCGCUAGCAGAACAGGAGGGGCUUAACGCUCUGAAAAUGGAAGAUAUCGCCUGCAGAGCCGUGGAACAGGUGUACGGCGCUCAUGGUGUCAAUGGUCUAGACUCUCUCCGUCAGUCAUGCAGUUCUGUCAUUACUACCAUGAACAAGAUGGCCACUGCCAUGCAGGAAGGAGAGUAUGAUGCUGACAGGCUACCAAGCAAGACUCCUCCAGUGGAGGUCCGAGCAUCCAUGGUCAGGGCGGAGAUGACGGACGCUGAGGGUCUAGGAGUGAAAUUAGAAGAUAGAGAAACUGUUAUCAAGGAGGUGAAGAGGUCCCUCAAAAUCAAGGGAGAGGAACUGAGCGAGGCCAAUGUGCGACUGAGUCUGUUAGAGAAGAAACUGGACACCUCCACCAAAGACGCGGAUGAACGGGUGGAGAAAAUCCAGACCAAACUGGACGAGAACCUCACCCUGCUGAAGAAGAAAGAAAAGGAGUUCGAGGAGACGAUGGAUGCUCUUCAGGCCGAUAUCGACCAGUUGGAGGCAGAGAAGGCGGAGCUGAAACUACGCAUGAAUAAUCAAUCUAAGAUGACCAUUGAAGGGCUUAGAGGCUCACCAUCCUCUGGGAUUGCCUCCAUUGUUCAGGGUUCUGCAGGAGCUGGUUUCCCCCAGUCCCUGGUGGGACCAGUCGAGGUGGUGGACUCUCCUCUCCUCAGGCAGCAGGUUGAGGCCCAGAGACUGGGUAUUAAACAGCUGAAGAAUGAAAACAACAGACUGAAGGCUGAAAAGAUGAGAGCCCAGCUGGCCUCCCUGCCUCCACUCUGCCCUCCCAAACUACCACAGCUGUCCAAAGAGAGCUCCAUGCCACCAGACGGACUGAACACAGGCAUCUACCGCAGGACUGACCAACUGCUGGCAACACUUCUCAAGCUCUGUGCAGAAGUCAAAGUGGUCGACGUCACCGGAAAAACAUCAAUCAGUGCCAGUGCCCAGCUGCUGGAGCAGACUGCUCGUCUACAGAACCUCAGUGAUGCCCUGGUUAAACUCAAGGGAGAGGUCGCCGAACAUGUGGUCUCAUACCAGCCUGGUGCAAAAGCUUCCUCUGACUUUGCCACCUUUCCAGUCUCGUCCUUUGUUAAGGCCAAGGAAGAAAAGCAGGGAGGAACAGUGUUUGUUGGUCGUGUUGCUAUCCCCUGCGUCCGUGGACAGGAGCAAGUCCACCAGCUGGUCCUGUCUCAGCAGCAGCUGCAGAGAGUGCACGGCCUGUUGAUGGCCUGAGACCACAAACCUUUGGAGCAAAGCCAUGAUCGACCACACACAAGAAGAAAAGCUUUCCUUCCUUUUUAUUCCAGCUUCCACUUCAACACUCUUCAGUAUCUAUAUCUAUCAAUUUCUCUUUGUACUUGUCUCAAGAAACUGUUUCUAAUAUUUGCAAUGUUUCUACUUUGACACUAUUAAACCUGAAGCACCUGUUGACU